AUGCUUAAAUUUUAGAAGAAAGCGAAACAUGAAGCCAAGGCUUGCAUUCUUGAUGUAGUUAAUUCAUUAGAUUUCUUUGGAUAACCUCCUUUUUUUAGAAUUUUAAAAAGAUAAAAGUUUAAUACACUUUUAGGGCAUUUUCUUACAGUAAUUUUAAUGAUUGUAUGUGCUCUUUAUUUGUAUUUCCAAUUUUAAGAUUUACUUGAUCAAAGAAGUCCUAGCAUCAUUAUAUCUGAAACCUAAAACAUAAAUACACCGGUAUUGAAUGGAUUCAUUAAAUAAGGCUUUUUCAUUAAAUUCAAAAAAUUUUACAUUUGCACUUACUAUAGCAGGGCCAACUUUAUCAGCUUUAAAGACUUACAAGAAACAUUUUGAUGUAGGUAUGACUGCUUGUAAUAGAACACGCUUUUUAAAUGAAACAACAUAAGCAAUUGAGGUUUCAUUAACGUAUAAUAGAUUUUAUUCAAUUAUUUUUUAGAUGCAGAGAUAUCCCAUUAGAAAGUUGUGAUUUAGAUACACAUUUUCCAGAAUAAUAUUAAAAAGAAUAUUUUGGAAAGUUCGUUUUAAAAAAUAUGUUUUGUAUCAACAAAACAGUUAGAGAAUAAAAUCCUCCUGUAAUAUAUUAGAAUUAUGAUAGCAACUUCAAGGUUUUACUAAUGCAGAUACUUAUUAAUAUGUAACGAUAUAUAUGACACCUUGUAAAAAUAGUACAACAUAUGAUGGAUGCAGUUCAACUGAAGAAAUCUAAGCAGGAUUAAAAACUGGAUUUUUUGCAGUAUAUCUAGGUGACACAUUAUUAAAAUUGGAUAAUCCAGGUAGACCUUAUGAAGAAAUCAUUACAAUAUAAUUUGCUUCAUUUUCAUCUAGUUAAUCUAAGUAAAUAUUUUCAAAUUUUAAAAUCAUUGAUACAAAAACUGAUGUUGGUUUAAUAUAAUAAGAUUAUGUCUAAGAACUAGGAUUAAUAUAAUCUUAAAUAAAAGAUUCUACGGGACCAUUUAAUUAAAAUUUUUAUAUUGAAAAUACUUUAUAUUUGGAAUAGAGAGCUAAUAAUUAUAAGAGAUCUUAUAUUAAGGUAUAGAAUAUAUUAGGAAAUGUUGGUGGUCUUUGGUAAUUGGUAGCUUUAACUAUUACAACUAUAGUUAGUCCAAUAAUUGCUACAUUGAUGAAUCUUUAAUUGGCAAAUAGAAUAUUCAAUUUUGAAAAUGAAAAUGAAAAUAUUAAUGAAGCUAAUUCAUUAUCUAAAUCUAAUUAGAAUUUAAAUAUUAUCAUAAAUGGAUAACCAUAAAAGAAUGAUCUUAUUGUUGAAUUGAAUAGGUAAGGUAAAAUACCUUAAUAAUCCAAAAGAGAUUUAGAUAAAGUCUAAAAUAGAGGCUAAUUAAAAUAAUAUUUGAAAUAAAGAAAAAGAUAAUUGAAAGUAGGUUUAUGGGAUUUGAUUUGUAUGAAUUUAGGAAUUAAGAAAAAACAUAAGCAAUAAAUUGAUUAUGCAAUUGAAAAAAUUCUAUGUAAACUAGAUAUUGUUAAUAUUUUAACUAAAAUACAAGAAAUAGAUAAAUUAAAAUAUGUGAUAUUUAAUAAAGAAUAAUUAGAACUAUUUAAUUAUAUUCCUAAACCAUUAAUACCUAUAGACAUGUUCUCACAGGAUUUUGAGAAAAAAUUAAAUGUAUUAGAAGGAAAAGCAGAAUUUUAAUUUAUUUUAUAAGAAGAAAAAUCAGAUUUAAUUAAAGUAGAAUCUGCAUUUAAUGCAUAUAUGAAAUUAUCAGAAAAGAAAAGAUUAAGUGAUACUGAUAAAAAUAUACUAGAAUUAGUUGGUGAUGAUAUGGUUGCAAUAUUUGAUAAAAUUAAUAAAAAUUAAGAUGAAUUUUUAUUAUAAAGUAAUAGAUAUAUGCAUUCCAAUUUAAAUUUACUAGAACAAAAUUAAAUUGAAAUCAUAUCACCAAUAAGCAGUAAAAGUGAUAAUGAAUAAUUUAAUAGAAGUAGCAAUAAUUUUGAAAAUGAUAAUUGUGCAUGUAUUGAAGAUAAUGAAGAUUAAGUUGCAUAAAUACCACCAAAAAUACCAUCUAAAAAAUGA
This is a messenger RNA of Paramecium sonneborni, 2068 nucleotides long. The record is from the annotation of a GenBank genome assembly. Lineage: Eukaryota; Ciliophora; Oligohymenophorea; Peniculida; Parameciidae.